Messenger RNA from Spinacia oleracea (spinach), 1539 nucleotides. RefSeq lists its product as uncharacterized. Bases 1 to 1539 code for a protein of 512 amino acids. The record is from RefSeq and is a predicted model, not a curated record. Gene Ontology annotation, molecular function: nucleic acid binding. The transcript is spliced from 3 exons. Gene Ontology annotation, biological process: DNA integration. Lineage: Eukaryota; Viridiplantae; Streptophyta; Magnoliopsida; Caryophyllales; Amaranthaceae.
AUGGUGGAGGAAGGAAUUGUUCUAGGGCACAAGGUCUCUCACCAUGGUAUAGAGGUAGAUAGAGCGAAAAUCGAAGUCAUAGAGAAGUUGCCUCCCCCGGUGAAUGUUAAGGGGAUCCGGUCCUUUCUUGGGCAUGCCGGAUUCUAUAGGCGGUUCAUUAAAGACUUUUCAUUGAUUGCUCGACCUCUCACAAACCUCCUCCAAAAGGAAUGUGACUUUCACUUUGAUGCCGCGUGUCUCAAGGCCUUCAACACAAUCAAGGUUGCCCUUAUUUCUACUCCUAUAGUUCAAGCUCCGGAUUGGCUAGAACUUGGGAGUGAGGCUCCGGAUGAUGUGCCAAUUGAGGAUGCUUUGAGAGAUGAUACCUUGUACAUGGUUGAGAGUUCCCAACUCCCUUGGUUUGUUGACAUUGUGAAUUACUUGGCUUGUGGGGCGAUCCCCGACGAUCUCACAACUCAAGGACGCCGCAAGUUGAAGUAUGAUGCUAGGCGCUAUAGUUGGGAUGAGCCCACAUUGUUGAGACGGUGCCCGGAUGGCCUUUUAAGGAGGUGUGUCCCGGAUGAGGAGUUCCCUAGUGUUCUUCGUAUGUGCCACUCCUCCCCUUGUGGUGGGCAUAUGGGAGGUGAUAGAACCGCUUCCAAGAUUCUUCAAUGUAUGUUGUGGUGGCCUACCCUUUUUCGGGAUGCUUGGGCAUUUGUCAAGUCUUGUGAUCGUUGUCAAAGAACGGGUAAUAUUUCCAAGAGACAUGAAAUGCCACAAAAUCCCAUCUUAGAGUUGGAGGUUUUGGAUGUGUGGGGAAUCGACUUCAUGGGUCCUUUCCCUUCUUCUUAUGGCAACCUCUACAUCCUUGUAGCGGUUGACUAUGUUUCCAAGUGGGCGGAAGCCAUUGCCUCUCCCACUAACGAUCACAAAGUGGUUAUCAACCUCUUCAAGAAGAUCAUCUUUUCGCGUUUUGGGGUUCCUAGGGCUUUGAUUAGAUAUGGGGGAUCCCAUUUUUCCCAUGGUAAGUUCAAGGCUCUCUUGCGAAAGUAUGGUGUUCAUCACAAAAACGACUUUCAAAACGCCGAUUGGGAUGACUCCUUACAAACUUUUUAUGGCAAGAAUUGCCACUUGCCGGUGGAGCUUGAGCACAAGGCCAUGUGGGCCAUCAAAACAUUGAAUUUCGAGCUCACUAGUGCGGGUGAGCGGCGCUUGCUCGACCUCCAUGAGCUAGAGGAGCUCCGCAUGAAUGCCUAUUACUCGCAGAGCAUUUACAAAACCCGUUCUAAACAAUAUCAUGAUGCCAAGAUCGAAAAGAGAGAGUUCAAGGAGGGGGAGAAGGUCUUCCUUUAUAAAUCCCGCUUGAAGUUGUUCCCGGGAAAACUCAUAUCCCGGUGGAGCGGUCCGUUCGAUGUUGUUCGGGUCUUCCCUCAUGGUGCAAUCGAGAUUCGGAAUGAUGAUUCCGGGUCCUUCAAAGUGAAUGGGAAUCGGCUCAAGCACUAUUACUUGGGAGACUCUAUUGGCUUUUUUGCUUUCUUGGACCUCAAAGACCCCCCAUGA